AUGAGUUUCAAUACGGCACUCGAUCUCUCGGCGGAGGAGGUCCAGGCUUUGGAGACGCUGCGCACUCGGUUCCAUCCGCUUGUAUGGAAUCUGGGGCAUUUACAACAGGAAAUGGUUCAACAUAUGGACACUCCACCCCACUUACCUACUUCACAGCGUUAUGCCGCGCUGGUCAAAACACAUGUCCGAGCGUUGAUGGAGUAUUUCGACGAACCAGUGUCCCAAGCUGGCGUUCAUCUGAAACGAGACGGGAAAGUCCUCACUGUACGCGACUUGUUGUCAGCAUUGCGGCCUCAUCCGGUAGCCCCGUUCCCGGCAUUCAUUCCGGAGACUGGUCCAAACGGGAUUAUUGACACGCUUCUACGUAGGAACCUCGCACCUGAGGAUGAGAGCUGGAUCGAUGAGCGUGUUUGUCUCGGCGCAGAGUUCUGCGAGGUAUCAGAGGAAUUCCCAUUGGAGGAAAUACAGGCGCGACGGCCAGCAGCAAAAGUCGCUAGAGCGGAUGGAUCUAAGCAACAGUGGUCCGCGGAUUCUAUCUCAAAGAAUGAUGAAGACGAGCAGAUGAGGCGUACUACUUCACAUUUGAAUGGCGAGGAAAUCUCCAACAUCUGGUCGACAGCUGGGGCUACCGUCGGCGAGCUUUUCAUCCUGUUUGAGAAGGCCGUCAAGGGAACAGAGGAUAUGGGCGAAGGAACGAAUGACGAGGACCUUGAGCGGAUCGACAAGAUCAGAGAACAAUUGGGCGUAGAUGAGGAAGAAGAGACGCCAACCAAGGAGCCAGGGGCAGACGAUGGGAAGCCACGAGCCAUGCAGGGGGUGCAGUCGGUAGAACAAUAUCCUCUCAGGAUGUCAGAACUGCAUAAGAUUCUUGGGAAGGGGCGGUGA
Westerdykella ornata is the source of this 885-nucleotide messenger RNA. RefSeq lists its product as uncharacterized. The coding region runs from base 1 to 885 and encodes 294 amino acids. NCBI's taxonomy places the organism in Eukaryota, Fungi, Ascomycota, Dothideomycetes, Pleosporales, Sporormiaceae. The record is from RefSeq and is a predicted model, not a curated record. The transcript is spliced from 2 exons.